Molecule: messenger RNA, 975 nt
Organism: Ogataea parapolymorpha DL-1
Lineage: Eukaryota; Fungi; Ascomycota; Pichiomycetes; Pichiales; Pichiaceae
Exons: 1
Coding region: 1-975 (324 amino acids)
Biological process (GO): purine nucleoside catabolic process
Cellular component (GO): cytosol
Molecular function (GO): purine nucleosidase activity
Source: RefSeq, a predicted model, not a curated record
AUGAUUCCUCUCUGGAUAGACUGUGAUCCUGGCCAGGACGACGUUGUGGCGAUCACGCUCGGCGCGCACGAUCCGCACUUUGAUCUUGUUGGUGUGUCUACCGUGCACGGAAACGCUUCGAUGGAGAACGUGACCAUGAACGCACUGAAAUUUCUCACUGUGAUUAAAAGACAGGAUGUGCCUGUGUUUCCUGGCGCUGCACGGCCGUUGGACCGCGAGCCAGAGUAUUGUCCUGAAGUCCACGGUCCCACCGGUCUGAACGGGAGCGACAAGCUCCCAGUUCCAAAGAUCGCCGCCAGAAAGCCCGAGGAGUUCUUUCCUUAUCUGAAAAAUUUCAUCGAGACCCGGCCAGGCGAGCUCGCUCUUGCCGCGAUCGGUCCGCUGACCAAUAUAUGUCUAUUUUUCGAAAAGUACCCGGAGCUGAGAAGCAAAAUCCGGUGUCUGAGCAUCAUGGGUGGGGGUCUGGCCAAAUUUAACAAGAACGGGUGUUCUGAAUUUAAUGUUUUUUGCGACCCCAAGGCUGCGAAGACUGUUCUCUCCGACCCCGUGUUGAGCGAGCGCAUGAUUCUUGCUCCUUUGGACUUGACGUCUACAAUCCGGGCCUCGUUCGAAAUCCGCCAGCGGAUUCAGGGCGAUCCUGCUACAGCUACAGAGUUCCGCAAGAUGAUGUACGAUCUGGUGCAGUACUUCUACCACAUGGUCAAGGCCAGACAGGGAGAGGGCUACAUUGGGCCGAGCGUGCACGAUCCGGUGGCCAUAGCGGCAAUUUUGCAGUAUUGUGGGGUAGAAGACUUAGGGUACAAGUGGAAAAUGGGCUAUUUGGACGUUCAUCUCGGAGGGGAGGAAGACGGCAAGCUAGAGUUCACCGAGGCCGAUCACGGCGUCAAAGUGUUGUACGAUGUCAAUAGGGAAGUUUUCUGGAACGUUCUACUCAAGGCGUACGACAGGGUUGACGAGAAGUAUAGAGAAACAUAG